AAGAAAAAUGUAAAUAUAAGAAUGAAAGUAAUAGAUCUCUUCCACAAAUGUGCUGGGACAACUCACUGGAUAUUCACAUGAAAAAGAAUAAUGUUGGAUCCCUAUCUCACACAAUCAAAAAUUUUAUUUAAAGAAAUUUAAAAGAGAGAGAGAGAGAGACGAGGAAGGGAGCGCUGCAGGAGGAGGUGUUACUUUGUCGCCCAGGCUAACUUGAAGCCCCAGGUUCAGCGAUCCUUCCGCCGCUCCUCUCUGAGUAGCUGGAACCUCAGGCUUUCGGCCCUGUGCCCGCAUCUCUGCUGGGUUUAAGCAGCAGGUGGUGACCUCACUCCUUCCUGGCCUGAGCACUCGGUCCCGCAUCCUAGGCGGUGGCCCUAGGAAAGUCUCUGAAGCUGAGCAUAGGGUGGACUCUCCCUUCCCAGUGAACGGAGAAUAGAAAGGGAGAGGAUUUCUAUUCUAUUAUUUGGGCCGUCAGCCUGAAAUCGUUACGCUGCACCCAGGCAGGGCUUUGCAUUUCACGUUCUAGUUUGCAUCCCCGUUUCAGACAAUUACAGGGCUUUUGAAUCACGCCUCAGCCUUCCUGGCAGGUCCGGCCUCCAAAGCUCGAAAACCAGAGGCGCUGGGAGCUAGGUUGAGAGGCGCACAGGUCCCGCCCGGGCCCCGCCCUCUGCUAAUUCUGAAGGGCAAGGUCUCUCCGCCUCGCGCCCCGCCCCUACCUCGCCCAGGCCCGCCCACCUCCUCGUGGGUCCCGCCCAGGCCUGGCUUCUGUCCUGCGUGCGCAGAUUUACGCAAACCCGGAAGCGGAUCGCGUGGAGUGACGGUCCCACCGCAGCGGAUUGGCUUCUAAAGACUCUUGGUACAUGAGGAAGAAACCCGGAAGAGGAAGAGGAAAGCAAAGGAGUCAGGGAUGGCUCUUCCUCAGGGUCUACUGACAUUCAGGGAUGUGGCCAUAGAAUUCUCCCAGGAGGAGUGGAAAUGCCUGGACCCUGCUCAGAGGACUCUAUACAGGGACGUGAUGCUGGAGAAUUAUAGGAACCUGGUCUCCCUGGAUAUCUCUUCCAAAUGCAUGAUGAAGGAGUUCUCAUCAACAGCACAAGGCAAUACAGAGGUGAUCCACAGAGGGACAAUACAAAGACAUGAACGUCAUCACAUUGGAGAUUUUUGCUUCCAGGAAAUGGAGAAAGAUAUUCAUGAUUUUGAGUUUCAGUGGAAAGAAGAUGAAAGAAAUAGCCAUGAAGCACCCAUGACAAAAAUCAAAGAGUUAACGAGUAGUACAAACCGACAGGAUCAAACGCAUGCUGGAAACAAACCUAUUAAAGAUCAGCUUGGAUUAAGCUUUCAUUCGCAUCUGCCUGAAGUGCAUAUAUUUCAGCCUGAAGGGAAGAUUGGUAAUCAAGUUGAGAAGUCUAUCAACGAUGAUUCCUCGGUUUCAACAUCCCAAAGAAUUGAGAAGUCUAUCAACGAUGCUUCCUCAUUUUCGACAGCCCAAAGAAUUUCUUGUAGGCCCAAAACCCAUAUAUCUAAUAACUGUGGGAAUAACUUCCUGAAUUCUUCAUUACUCACACAAAAGCAGGAAGUACACAUGAGAGAAAAAUCUUUCCCAUGUAAUGAGAGUGGCAAAGCCUUUAAUUAUAGCUCACUCUUAAGGAAGCAUCAGAUAAUCCCUUUAGGAGCGAAACAGUAUAAAUGUGAUGUGUGUGGCAAGGUCUUUAAUCAAAAGCGAUACCUUGCAUGUCAUCGUAGAUGUCACACUGGCGAGAAACCUUACAAGUGUAAUGAUUGUGGCAAGACCUUCAGUCAGGAAUUAACCCUUACAUGCCAUCGUAGACUUCACACUGGAGAGAAACAUUACAAGUGCAGUGAGUGUGGCAAGACCUUCAGUCGAAAUUCAGCCCUUGUAAUUCAUAAGGCAGUUCAUACUGGAGAGAAAUCUUACAGGUGUAAUGAAUGUGGCAAGACCUUCAGUCAAACGUCAUACCUUGUAUACCAUCGUAGACUUCAUACUGGAGAGAAACCUUACAAAUGUGAAGAAUGUGACAAAGCUUUCAGUUUCAAAUCAAACCUUGAAAGACAUAGGAAAAUUCAUACUGGAGAGAAGCCGUACAAGUGUAAUGAAUGCAGCAGGACCUUUAGUCGGAAGUCAUCCCUUACACGCCAUCGUAGGCUUCAUACUGGAGAGAAACCUUACAAGUGUAAUGAGUGUGGCAAGACCUUCAGUCAGAUGUCAUCCCUUGUAUACCACCGUAGACUUCAUACUGGAGAGAAACCUUACAAAUGUGAAGAAUGUGAUGAAGCUUUCAGUUUCAAAUCAAACCUUGAAAGACAUAAGAGAAUUCAUACUGGAGAGAAACCUUACAAGUGUAAUGAUUGUGGCAAGACCUUCAGUCAGACGUCAUCCCUUGUAUACCAUCGUAGACUUCAUACUGGACAGAAACCUUACAAAUGUGAAGAAUGUGAUGAAGCUUUCAGUUUCAAAUCAAACCUUGAAAGACAUAGGAUAAUUCAUACUGGAGAGAAACUUUACAAGUGUAAUGAAUGUGGCAAGACCUUUAGUCGGAAGUCAUCCCUUACACGCCAUCGUAGACUUCAUACUGGAGAAAAACCUUACAAGUGUAAUGAGUGUGGCAAAGCCUUUCGUGGGCAGUCAGCACUUAUUUACCAUCAAGCAAUCCAUGGUAUAGGGAAACUUUACAAAUGUAAUGAUUGUCACCAGGUCUUUAGUAAUGCUAGAACUAUUGCAAAUCAUUGGAGAAUCCAUAAUGAAGAGAGAUCUUACAAGUGUAAUAGAUGUGGCAAAUUUUUCAGACAUCGUUCAUACCUUGCAGUUCAUUGGCGAACUCAUAGUGGAGAGAAACCUUACAAAUGUGAAGAAUGUGACGAAGCUUUUAGUUUCAAAUCAAACCUUCAAAGACAUAGGAGAAUUCAUACUGGAGAGAAACCUUACAGGUGUAAUGAAUGUGGCAAGACCUUUAGUCGGAAGUCAUACCUUACAUGCCAUCGUAGACUUCAUACUGGAGAGAAACCUUACAAGUGUAAUGAGUGUGGCAAGACCUUCGGUCGAACUUCAGCCCUUGUAAUUCAUAAGGCAAUUCAUACUGGAGAGAAACCUUACAAGUGUAAUGAGUGUGGCAAGUCCUUCAGUCAGAAGUCAUCCCUUACCUGCCAUCGUAGACUUCAUACUGGAGAGAAACCUUACAAAUGUGAAGAAUGUGACAAAGUUUUCAGUCGCAAAUCAAGCCUUGAAAAACACAGGAGAAUUCAUACUGGAGAGAAACCAUACAAAUGUAAGGUUUGUGACAAAGCUUUUGGGCGUGAUUCACACCUGGCACAACAUACUAGAAUUCACACUGGAGAGAAACCUUACAAGUGUAAUGAAUGUGGCAAGACCUUCCGUCACAAUUCAGCCCUUGUAAUUCAUAAGGCAAUUCAUAGUGGAGAGAAACCUUACAAGUGUAAUGAAUGUGGUAAGACCUUCCGUCACAAUUCAGCCCUUGAAAUUCAUAAGGCAAUUCACACUGGAGAGAAACCUUACAAGUGUAGUGAAUGUGGCAAGGUUUUUAAUCGAAAAGCAAACCUUGCACGUCAUCAUAGACUUCAUACUGGAGAGAAACCUUACAAGUGUAAUAAAUGUGGUAAGGUUUUUAAUCAACAAGCACACCUUGCAUGUCAUCAUAGAAUUCAUACUGGAGAGAAACCUUACAAGUGUAAUGAGUGUGGUAAAACCUUCCGUCACAAUUCAGUCCUCGUAAUUCAUAAGACAAUUCAUACUGGAGAGAAACCUUACAAGUGUAAUGAAUGUGGCAAGGUUUUUAAUCGAAAAGCAAAGCUUGCACGUCAUCAUAGAAUUCAUACUGGAGAGAAGCAUUAGAAAUGUGAAGCAUGUGACAAAGUUUACAGUUGCAAAUCAAGUCUCAAAAGACAGGAGAAUUCAUACUGGAGAGAAAGCUUACAAAUGUAAGAGUUUGUGACAAGGAUUUUGGGCAUGAUUCACAGCUGACACAACAUACUAGAAUUCACACUGGAGAGAAACCGUACAAGUGUAAUGAGUGUGGCAAAGCUUUUGGUGGGUAGUCAACACUUACCAUCAGGAAAUCCAUGGUGUAGGGAAACUUUACUAAUGUAAUGAUUGUCACAAAGUCUUCAGUAACACUACAACCAUUGCAAAUCAUUGGAGAAUCCGUAAUGAAGAGAGAUUUUAAAAGUGUGAUAAAUGUGGCAAAUUUUUCAGACAUUGUUCAUACCUUGCAGUUCAUCGGCAAACUCAUACAGUAGAGAAACCUUACAAAUGUCAUGAUUGUGGCAAGGUCUUCAGUCAAGCUUCAUCUUAUGCAAAACAAGAAUUCAUACAGGAGAGAAACCUCACAAGUGUGAUGAUUGUGGCAAAGCCUUUCCUUCACGUUCACACCUCAUUAGACAUCAGAGAAUCCAUACGGGAGAGAGAUCUUUACAAAUGUCAUAAGUGUGGCAAGGUCUUCAGUUCAAGGUCACUCCUUGAGGAACAUCAGAAAAUUCAUUUUUGAGAUGAUUGUUCCAAAUGCAGUGAGUAUAGCAAACCAUCAUGCAUUAAUUGGCAUUAGAGUCAAUUCAGCAUUGACUGGAGUUUGGGUUGACUUAACAUUGAGUUCAAGCAUUAAUUGACAUUGAAGUGUUUAUGUUUAGAAGAUUGGGCCAGGCAGGGUGGCUCACGCCUGUAAUCCCAGCACUUUGGGAGGCCAAGGCAGAUAGAUCACUUGAGGUCAGCAGUUUGAGACCAGAUUGGCCAACAGAUGUGAGUCACUUUUCCCAGCCUGUUUUUUUGUUUCUUUAAGAAAAACUGAUAGGGAUUUUUGUCGGUAUGUGUUGAAAAUCACAUUUGUUUGAAUAAUCAUUUAACAAUAUUAAUACUUCCAAUCCAUCAAUAUGGGUUAUAUGUCUAUUUAGUUUUUUUGAUCAAUGUAGAUUUCAAGGUACAAGCUUCUCACCUUAAUUCAAUUUAUUUGUAAAUAUUUCUUGCUUUAAGUUUCAUAGCAAAUUGAAGUGUGUUCAUAAGUUUCUUUUAACAUUAUUUAUUGUUAAUGUAAGGAAAUUCAACUAAUUUUGGGUGAUGAUUUUUUGUAUUCUGCAAAUACACUGAAUGGGUUUAUUAGUAUCA
Messenger RNA from Macaca mulatta (Rhesus monkey), 5128 nucleotides. RefSeq lists its product as uncharacterized. NCBI's taxonomy places the organism in Eukaryota, Metazoa, Chordata, Mammalia, Primates, Cercopithecidae. Gene Ontology annotation, biological process: regulation of transcription by RNA polymerase II. The record is from RefSeq and is a predicted model, not a curated record. Gene Ontology annotation, cellular component: nucleus. Gene Ontology annotation, molecular function: DNA-binding transcription activator activity, RNA polymerase II-specific; RNA polymerase II cis-regulatory region sequence-specific DNA binding.